Cucurbita moschata (crookneck pumpkin) is the source of this 3194-nucleotide messenger RNA. Its product is annotated as nuclear pore complex protein NUP93A-like. Gene Ontology annotation, molecular function: structural constituent of nuclear pore. Gene Ontology annotation, biological process: protein import into nucleus; poly(A)+ mRNA export from nucleus. The transcript is spliced from 15 exons. The coding region runs from base 206 to 2797 and encodes 863 amino acids. The record is from RefSeq and is a predicted model, not a curated record. Gene Ontology annotation, cellular component: nuclear pore. Lineage: Eukaryota; Viridiplantae; Streptophyta; Magnoliopsida; Cucurbitales; Cucurbitaceae.
CUAUUUUAUUUCUUAGCAAACCAUUGAGAACCUUAAACCCUUGCACCUCCCGCUCACUUGAAGUGCUUCCACCUUCGCGCAUUCACUUCGGUUCCCUCGCUUUUAGCCGUUCAGUGCUGCCGCCGCUGUUUCUCUCCCGCUCAAGGGCACUCAGCCAAAUUGCCCUUGCCUCUCAGACCUCUCCCGGUGCCUCCUUGCCAGAGCUAUGGCGAACGACCAAGACAUGAGUGGCUGGACUGAUCUGCUUCACUCUUCUACGAAGCUCCUCGAACAAGCUGCUCCAUCAGCGCAGUUCCCUCCUCUCCAGAGGAACUUAGAUCAGUUGGAAGUGUUAUCUAAAAAACUCAAGGCAAAGACCUUGAGAACUGAGGCGCCUACUCAAUCUAUUGCUGCUACAAGGUUACUUGCACGUGAGGGAAUAAAUGCGGAGCAACUUGCUCGAGAUUUGAAGUCUUUUGAACUAAAGACUACUUUUGAGGACGUAUUUCCUGCGGAGGCAACUAGUAUUGAAGAAUACUUGCAACAGGUCCAUGAAAUGGCAAUGAUCUCGGCCAUACAGGAGGCGCAGAAGGACAAUGUCAGAAGUUUUAAUGGUUACAUGAUGAAAGUUUUAGAGGAGGAUUGGAAAAAGGAAAAACGUGAUUUCCUUCAGAGUUUAAGCCGAAUAUCUACAUUACCCAGGACUGAUAUGAUUGAUGAUAAUAGUGGGGCUCCAAGGUUGGGUCAAAUUGCCUCCUUUGUAUCCAGUCCUCAUGUUUCAUCUGGUUUUCCCACUCUGGAGUCUGCAUCUCUAGCCAACAAGCCUACUAUGGAGAAAAAAGCAUCAACAUAUGCUGAAGUAGUGAAGAACAUGAACGAUGCCAGGGAACGUGGAUUACCAUUUAAACCUGCUGUAGCUUUCAAAGGCGCUUAUGAAAGUUUAGAUCUCCAUGGAUCUGCUGGGAAGUCAGUUAACAUGCAAAAGAUUUGGCAUCUUAUUCAAACAUUAAUGGGUGAGGACUCAACUCCAAAACAAAAUGUUUCAAAAACAAUGUCACUAAUACUUGGGGCCAGGCGCCAUCUAGAGUUGGGACAUGAGAAAUAUAUGAUGGAUACAAUACAAAGCCAUCCUGCACAGGCUGCCCUUGGUGGUGUCGUUGGAAAUCUUCAAAGAGUUCGGGCCUUCCUUCGGAUUCGCUUGAGAGACUAUGGAGUUCUAGAUUUUGAUGCCAAUGAUGCACGUAGACAGCCUCCUGUUGAUACUACUUGGCAACAGAUUUACUUCUGCUUGAGAACUGGAUAUUACGACGAAGCCAGAAACAUUUCACUGUCGUCUCGUGCAUCAAAUCAGUUUGCUCCUCUGCUUACAGAAUGGAUUAAUACUGGGGGUAUGGUACCAGCAGAGAUCGCAAGUGUUGCAUCAGAAGAAUGUGAGAAGUUGUUAAGAAUGGGAGAUAGGAUGGGCCGAGCUGCAUAUGAUAAAAAAAAGUUGUUGUUAUAUGCUAUUAUUUCAGGUUCUCGCCGGCAUAUUGACCGUUUGUUGAGAGAUCUUCCAACGCUGUUUAAUACAAUAGAGGAUUUUCUAUGGUUUCAGUUGUCAGCUGUACGUAACAGCCAUGGGGAAUCCUCAUCUAUUGUUCUGAAUGAAGGCUCGGUACCUUACACUUUGGAUGAUUUGCAGUUUUACCUCAACAAAUUUGAACCGUCAUAUUAUACAAAAAAUGGGAAAGACCCCCUGGUAUAUCCAUAUGUUCUGCUUUUAAGUAUCCAGUUGCUGCCUGCGGUCUUGUAUUUGUCAAAGGAAACAGGAGAAGAAGGAUUAAAUAUUGAUGCUGCCCACAUAUCAAUUGUGCUUGCGGACCAUGGAGUACUUUCAGAAGGAUCAGGGGCUGGACAAAAAUUGGGUGUGAUGGAUGCUUAUGCUGAGGUAUCUAGCAUAAUUAGGCAGUAUGGUUCUCUAUAUUUAAGAAUGGGUAAUUUAUCUAUGGCACUAGAGUACUAUGCCCAGGCUGCUGCAGCCGUGGGGGGUGGACAGUUGGCAUGGUCUAGCAGGGGUAGUGUGGAUCAGCAGCGGCAGAGAACUUUGAUGCUGAAGCAACUUCUAACUGAGCUGUUGUUACGUGAUGGAGGCAUCUAUCUCUUGCUUGGUGCAAGAGGUGCUGGAGAAGAAGGUGAAUUAGUACGUUUUAUGACUGACAUUAAAUCAAGGCAACAGUUUCUACUGGAAGCUGCUCGACAGUGUCAGGAAGCUGGGCUUUAUGACAAGUCAAUAGAGAUUCACAAGAGAGUUGGGGCAUUUUCAAUGGCACUGGAUACAAUUAAUAGGUGUCUCUCUGAAGCAAUCUGUGCGCUGUCACGUGGUAGAUUGGAUGGGGAAAGCCGGACUGCUGGCCUUAUUCAUUCAGGCAAUGACAUUUUGGAAACAUACAAAUAUUAUCCUGAAAUCAGCCUUCAGGAAAGAGAAUAUGUCAUGGAGCAACAGACCGUGUUAAGACAACUUGAGGCAGUUCUUUCAAUCCACAAGUUGGCCAGAUUGGGUCAUCAUCUAGAUGCUCUAAGGGAGAUUGCUAGAAUUCCAUUUCUUCCAUUGGAUCCACGAGGGCCUGAUAUGACUUCUGAUGUAUUUCAAAACUUAUCUCCUCACAUUCAAGGCUGUGUACCAGAUCUUUUGAAGAUUGCACUUGCGUGUCUGGACAAUGUGAAAGAUUCUGAUGGAUCUCUUCGUGCCUUGAGGGCCAAGAUUGCAAACUUCGUAGCAAAUAAUUUAAACAGGAACUGGCCUCACGAUUUGUAUGAAAAAGUUGCUCAAACCUUGUGAAAGCAUGUGGACUUCAGCAUUAGAAGGGCUAGCCAUGAAAAUGAAACUCUGCAAAGAUCCGAGCAAUGGGAAAUUUAGCAUAGUUUUAGGCUUGUUGCUUUGUGAAGCAGUACAAAAGAAGAAGGAAAAUGAAGUUGAGGAAUGUUGCGCAGUUUUUGUUUCACCAAUCGGAAGACUAAUUGUAAGUUUACAUUAUCAUUCCCAAAUUUUCAUUUUCCUUCCGUUUCCUUCCGUGCCUUUUUAUUAUGCUUGUUGCAAGAGCUAUAAGCAAAAGAGGUGGUAAAAUGGGGCUAAAUUUAGGGUUUAUAUCUGCUCAAAUCUGCUGUGAAUCAGUUUUUAUUUUGGAAUAUUAUGCAAAGAACUAUUUUACUGAUUGGAGGUAUAGAGAGCUUAUCUA